This is a messenger RNA of Vespula vulgaris, 1012 nucleotides long. RefSeq lists its product as uncharacterized. Lineage: Eukaryota; Metazoa; Arthropoda; Insecta; Hymenoptera; Vespidae. Bases 1 to 912 code for a protein of 303 amino acids. The record is from RefSeq and is a predicted model, not a curated record. The transcript has 8 exons.
AUGGCAAAAUUCGCGAAUGAAUCACCCCAAACGGCACUGACAAGUCCCAAUACGUAUUCUCAACUGCGUUUUCUACUCUGCCUAGAAUUAAAUGGUGUAGUGGGGUACUCUCCCACUCCAGACGAUAAUAUAAGCGGACCGACUUCGACAGUAUUCGCACGAAUUCCGACAAAUAAACAUCGCAGUUCUUGCAGGAAGCAUUCUCUGCAAGUAGUAGAGAAGAAAUUAAAUGGUGUAGUGGGGUACUCUCCCACUCCUGACGAUAAUAUAAGCGGACCGACUUCGACAGUUAAUGAUACAGUCUUGUUACGAAUUUCAACGAAUACACAUCGCAGUUGUUGUAAAUUAAAUGGUAUAGUGGGGUACUCUCCCAGUCCUGACGAUAGUAUAAGCGGUCCGACUUUGACAGUUAAUGAUACAGUCUUGUUACGAAUUUCGACGGAUACACAUCGCAGUUGUUGUAGUACGCAUUCUCUGCAAGUAGUAAAGAAGAAAUUAAAUGGUGUAGUGGGGUACUCUCCCACUCCUGACGAUAAUAUAAGCGGACCCACUUCGACAGUAUUCGCACGAAUUUCGACAAAUAAACAUCGCAGUUCUUGCAGGAAGCAUUCUCUGCAAGUAGUAGAGAAGAAAUUAAAUGGUGUAGUGGGGUACUCUCCCACUCCUGACGAUAAUAUAAGCGGACCGACUUCGACAGUUAAUGAUACAGUCUUGUUACGAAUUUCGACGAAUACACAUCGCAGUUGUUGUAGUACGCAUUCUCUGCAAGUAGUAAAGAAGAAAUUAAAUGGUGUAGUGGGGUACUCUCCCAGUCCUGACGAUAAUAUAAGCGGACCCACUUCGACAGUAUUCGCACGAAUUUCGACAAAUAAACAUCGCAGUUCUUGCAGGAAGCAUUCUCUGCAAAAUUAAAUGGUGUAGUGGGGUACUCUCCCACUCCUGACGAUAAUAUAAGCGGACCGACUUCGACAGUAUUCGCACGAAUUUCGACAAAUAAACAUCGCAGUUCUUG